Molecule: messenger RNA, 1347 nt
Organism: Malania oleifera
Lineage: Eukaryota; Viridiplantae; Streptophyta; Magnoliopsida; Santalales; Ximeniaceae
Product: zinc finger protein CONSTANS-LIKE 9-like
Exons: 4
Coding region: 1-1347 (448 amino acids)
Molecular function (GO): zinc ion binding; protein binding
Source: RefSeq, a predicted model, not a curated record
AUGGGUUACAUGUGUGAUUUCUGUGGGAGUCAAAGAUCAAUGGUGUACUGUCAAUCCGAUGCUGCUUCCUUAUGUUUGUCGUGCGAUCGACAAGUCCACUCUGCAAAUGCCCUUUCGAGGCGACACCCGAGGACCCUUCUAUGCGAAAGGUGCAAGGCCCAACCUGCAUUUGUCAAAUGCGUUGAGGAGAGGACUUCUCUGUGCCAGAAUUGUGAUUGGAUGGGGCAUGGCGUCUCGACUGCGAGUGCGUGCCAAGCUCAUAAGAGGCAAACUAUUGUUUCAUACUCUGGUUGCCCUUCGGCUGCUGAGUUUUCGACAAUCUGGUCGUUUGUUUUAGAUAUUCCCUCUGCGGGUGGUUCUGCUUGUGAGCAUGGAAUGGGUUUGAUGAGUGGCAUCAACAAGAACAGUGGUCAAGAAAUUAAUGGCAGGCAAGAUGUAUCCGCAGCAGCAGUUGAAGUGAAUGAUUCACAAAAGAGGGAUCAGGAUGAGUGUGGUGUUUGGAUGGGCUCAACUUCAAUAUUGCCUCAAUCUAAUUCUGCACCAGACACUGUUCGGCCUUCCGGAUCAGCAAACUCAACUGUGCCCAAGUUAUGGUGUGGUGGAACAAAAGGUCCUGGGCUUUGUAAAGAUGAUGGUGUGUACGAGGAGUUCAACAUGGAUGAAGUUGGCUUGAAUUUCGAGAACUACGAAGAACUGUUUGGGGUAGCUCUUAAUCAGUCAGAACAGCUUUUGGAGAAUGGCGGGAUUGAUAGCUUGUUUGGAACAAAGGACAUGUCUGGUGCUGAUGAUUCCAACUGUCAGGGACCAGUUGUUGCUGAGGGACCCUCAUCAGUUGGAGCAGUGAAGAAUGCAAUACAACCAGAUGCAGCAGCUUAUGCUUCUGGUGAGUCCAUGAAAAUGAGCCCUAAAACUGAUGAACUAAUAUUUUGUUUUACUACUACUACAGCAAGCUGCAGGCAAGCAGCAGCCCACUCUAGCGGCCUCUCAUUUUCUGGGCAGCUAACUAGGGAGAGCACUAGUGCCGGCGGAGAUUAUCAGGACUCGUGUGGAGCUUCUUCGUCUAAUUCGAUGCUUCUCAAUAUGGGAGAGCCUCCAUGGACGUGCCCACCAUGCACUUCUACUAUUACUACUACUACUGAAACUACGACUUCCCUUCCUUCUGCAGCUACUCGAAAUACUGCUGUUUUGCGUUAUAAGGAAAAGAAGAAAACACGCAAAUUUGAGAAGACAGUGAGGUAUGCCUCUCGCAAGGCGAGAGCCGACGUAAGAAGGCGUGUGAAAGGGCGGUUCGUGAAGGCUGGUGACGCUUAUGAUUACGAUCCAGUCUCCCAAACCAGAAGCUAUUGA